Rotaria sp. Silwood1 is the source of this 951-nucleotide messenger RNA. NCBI's taxonomy places the organism in Eukaryota, Metazoa, Rotifera, Eurotatoria, Philodinida, Philodinidae. The record is from the annotation of a GenBank genome assembly.
UAUAUACAAGUUAUUUAAUCGACAACGAAUUAAAAUAUAGACGAUAUAUCGAUUCUUAACAAGAUAAUUCAUUAAAAAACAGAAGUCGAAUUCUCAAUUGAAUUUUCGAUAUAGAAUUUUUCUUUUUAAUAAAAUCUACGUUGGAAUUAAAUCUUUGAUUAGAUUUGAAAAAUUUUCAUUAAAAAAUUCUAGUCAAAUAAAUAAAAUCUUAGUUGAAUUAAUCGACAUAGAAUUUAUUUAUUAGACUCUUCUCUUUUAUAUAAUAUAAAACAAAUAAGAAUUUUUAUUUGUCUACAAUUAAAUAAAUACAUAAGAACCAUUUUUAUAUUUCGACGAAUUUUAUUUAACUUAAUUGAAUAUAUUAUUCAACAUCAUAUUGACAUAUAAUAAUAUAAAAUUUAUUUAUUUAUUCAAACAUUUGUUUUUCUCUCAUAUUAUGUAAAUAUAUGACAUAAAUAAAUAUUUAGUAAAAUAGUUGUUAGUUGACCUAUUCAAAUAAACAAGUAAUUAACAUAUUAAAUAAAUUAAUAAAAUAAUACUAUUAUUUAUAAAAUUCAUUAAAUCUAAUUGAAUUGAAAUUAUAUAAAUCAUAUUGAAAUUCUUUUCUUCUAUUUUUCUUUAAAUAAAUAAAUUCUAGGUGCAAAUAAUACAGUACAGACGGUUCGAACUCGAACUGAAGAUGGUAAACUUUUAACAACUAUUUCAACAAUAUCAAAAAUAAAUAAUUCAAAUGAUAAUCAAGAUAAUAUUCUUAUUAAAAGAAAUGAAAAAAAUCUUUUUUUUGAUCAAUCAACAAAUAAUUCUAUUAAACGAACAUUUUUCGAUGAUUCAAAUUCAAAUUGUUUAACAAAAAAAAUUUUACAAAUUGAAAAAGAUCGACAAAAAAUUGAAGAAUAUUGGCUUUUUCUUUUUUUUUUGAUUAUUUUAUAUUUGACAUUUAUUAACAAAUAA